GUAUGUCACCCCAAACGGUGGGAAAGGUUGACAGUCGCUAAGCAUCAUAGUCAUAUCUGGCAAGGGAAAGUCGUCCCCGUCGCCAUAGCCAGCUAUUCACUGUUGACCUUGGCACUACCGUUGCGUGUUCGUUCGACAUCACCAUGGAUGAGCCUAUUCGCGUCCUCGUCACUGGAGCUGCCGGUCAGAUCGGCUAUGCUCUGGUUCCGCUGAUUGCCAGGGGGCAUUUGUUGGGCGCGAACCAGCCCGUCAUCCUGCACAUGUUGGACAUUCCCCCAUGCGCCGACUCUCUCAAGGGUGUGGAGAUGGAGCUUUUGGACGGUGCCUUCCCGCUUCUUCGAGGUAUCGUUGCUACGACGGAUGUGGUGGAGGCUGCGACGGGUGUGAAGGUUGCGGUUAUGGUGGGCGGGUUCCCUCGUAAGGCUGGCAUGGAGCGCAGAGAGGUUAUGGGCAAGAAUGUCACCAUCUACAAGGAGCAAGCAGCCGCCUUGGACAAGUACGCUGAUAAGAGCGUGAAGCAGCGGGGAGCUGAGAUCAUCAAGGCCAGGAAAUUCUCCAGCGCUCUAUCAGCUGCCAGCGCCGCAUGCAACCACGUGUACAAUUGGCUGAAUGGAACACCGGAGGGUACUUGGGUUUCCAUGGGAGUUUACUCCGACGGAUCGUACGGCGUGCCUGCGGGUCUCAUCUACUCCUUCCCUGUCACCUGUAAGAGCGGCGAGUGGGAAAUCGUCCAAGGUCUGUCGAUUGACGACUUUUCGAGGGGUAAGAUGGACGCCACUGCGGCCGAGCUUUUGGACGAGAAGAAUUUGGCCGAUUCCAUCAUCAAGGGCACUUAGGAAAGGCGGGCACCGUGACUGUAGACACAAUCCACUAGCGAUCUGGUUGGUGGAUGAAGACACAAUUCAGAAGCGCUGUAGUUGAGCGAUGAAGAGCAUUGAAGACACAAUCGAGUAGCGCUCUAGUACUUGGUGGAUAAGGACAAUUCAGUAGCGCUAUAGUUGGUGGACGACGACACAAUUCAGAAGCGCUGUAGUUGGUCGAUGAAGAGCAUUGAAGACACAAAGACACAAUUCAGAAGCGCUGUAGUUGGGCGAUGAAGAGCAUUGAAGACACAAUGGAGUAGCGCUCUUGUACUUGGUGAUGAGUUUCGAAGGGUAUGACCCAAGGAUGUGUGGAAGAAGACGGAAGUGACAGACGUGGAGAGAUGCUGCCAUUUGUUUUGAGAAGGUUCUUCACUAUGGGUUGGGAACUUUGGGAUAAUAUCGGUUUAUGAUAGGAAAGGAUUUUUUUUUAUUUUUUUUUUUGAGGCAAGGAGUUUUCCAGGUGCCCUUGCCAAGGAUGCGUCUAGGAGAUCUGGCACUUCGUUUUAUCAAUUCGAAAUUUUAACACAUGCGGAUACGGCUGAGGUGCUUCAGAGUAACUGUUGUCGUCUGCAAGGGUUGCUUCAGUCAAAAGUUGGUAUUUUGCAGAGUUACUUUGGUUAAGAAGUUUUUAUGGGGUUCCUUUGGUCAAGAAUGGGUUAGGCGAAACUUAAGAAGACGGAAGUUGGCCAUGUGGCAGACGUGGAGAGAUGCUUCACCAUUUUUUCUGAAUUUUCUCGAGUUCUUUUGGAAUGAUGACAAUUGUUCUGAUCGUGAGCAGAAUUCUUUGGCAAAUUUGCGCUUGUCAGAAUUUUUUGAAGACUUAGUUUGGAUGGUGGUAGUUGAUAGGUCGGUGUCGUGGUUCAUUUUGUUUUGCUUAUUAUCCCGCAGCAAUCAACGUAUUACAUUUUG
Messenger RNA from Chara braunii, 1772 nucleotides. The record is from the annotation of a GenBank genome assembly. Lineage: Eukaryota; Viridiplantae; Streptophyta; Charophyceae; Charales; Characeae.